This is a messenger RNA of Ectocarpus sp. CCAP 1310/34, 280 nucleotides long. NCBI's taxonomy places the organism in Eukaryota, Phaeophyceae, Ectocarpales, Ectocarpaceae. The record is from the annotation of a GenBank genome assembly.
AUGACUGUGUACCCAGUUGUGUCGCUUUUCGACCAGGAGAAAAACUACCUGUGUGUCUACGAUUUCCCAGACAGCAUAUAGGGACAUCUCCCCUGUGGGUAACAGGCUCAACAAAUCAGUUUGGUAGCUGUCUUGUGUGUCUCAUAUAUGUUAUGUUGGGAAGGUGCAGACGAAAGGUGUUGGGUACUGUUGGGUAGUCGGGCGUUUUGUGUGUCGCACCCUAUUAGUUCUAACACAUGCAAUCUCCAUCAGUUUACAAACAUAUUCUCAGUUUAGUAUG